Aphanomyces invadans is the source of this 3322-nucleotide messenger RNA. RefSeq lists its product as hypothetical. The coding region runs from base 36 to 2981 and encodes 981 amino acids. NCBI's taxonomy places the organism in Eukaryota, Oomycota, Saprolegniomycetes, Saprolegniales, Verrucalvaceae. Gene Ontology annotation, cellular component: P-body; PAN complex. The transcript has 9 exons. Gene Ontology annotation, molecular function: protein binding; nucleic acid binding. Gene Ontology annotation, biological process: nuclear-transcribed mRNA poly(A) tail shortening. The record is from RefSeq and is a predicted model, not a curated record.
CGAAGUUCGAAGAUCUGUACCCACCGACACCGACGAUGAUGGGGCAGCACCCGAUGCAAGUGGCGCAACAGCAGCAGCUUCAUGGCUAUGACUACCAUUAUAGUGACGCUGGGCUCAUGCCUUCAUCCAUUUUCGGUGCAGCAGGCGAAGAAUGGGCUGAAAUCGUGCGUGUGUCGGCGUCCGCGAUGCCAACGAGUGAAACUGUGACUGCCGGCGCAGUCGCGUUUGAUCGAUGCCACGAGAUGCUGUGGGUCGGCUGCUCUGAUGGCCGACUCACGUCGUAUUUGCUCCCGACCCUGGACAAGUACACGAGUGUGACGUCGAACCCCGGGUCCAUCAAACAGCUCGUGCCGACCUACGGUGGCGUCGUGGCGAUAUCUGACCACGCGGCCACGAUUCGAUCGCGGGGAUGUGUGCAAACUCACGCGAUUGUUGUCGACGGGGCACGGCAGAUCACGUGCGGCAGCUUGAACAUCCACGACCCGAUCAAACCAUCUGACGUGUUGCUCGUUGGCACGGACGCAGGGCUGUUGUCGGCGUACGACUUGCACGGAUACCAUCCGCUCCAGCCGAUGUGGUUCUUGGACCUGCAUGUGUCGACGGCGGCGCUCGCGUCCAGCGACGACUCUCCGCUCAUUUGUGCAGGCAGCUCGCAGGGUCGUCUCGACUUCUUCGACGGUGACCAUCGAUCGCAUCGUGUCGCUGCGUCGAUCCCGCUGGCGCACUCGGGCAGCAUCGUCACCAUCGACGUGAUGGACAACUACGUCCUGACCUGCGGCAUCUCGUCUCGCAGCAUCAACCCGUACGACAAGUACGCGCCCGUGAAGAUAUACCCCGACCCGCUCGUCAAGCUGUUUGACGUGCGCACGAUGUCGCUCGUGAGUUCGAUUCCGUUCCCAUCGUCCACCGGCCUCCCGCCUAUCUUUGUCAAGUUCCACAUGUCGGAGAACGCAUUCUACGCAGCCGACGCGGGCGGGGACCUCGUCCUUUUCGAUAUGGUCGAUCCUAUGCAGUACUCGCUCGUUGGCCACCUCCACCCGUCCGUCACAGCAUUCGACGCAUCUUUGUCUGGAGAGCUCAUUGCCACCGGCAGCAGGGACGGCACCGUCGUGAUGUACGAUUCUGGUCUGUCAACGUCGCCACGGGCUCUCUUGGACGAGCCGGAGGACCCGCUGGAAUUCCCGCGACCCGCUUCUCGCCCGCCGUUGACGCUGUCGCCGCUAGAGCCAGCGCCAGCGUCGCGGUAUGUGUUUCGGCCGUCCGUGGACGAAUUUGGCCAAGAGAUCACGCCACUCUCGGCGUGGCUUCCAUCGACAAACGUCGACAACACGUUCAAGCUCAACAUGACGCUGGUCGUGGCGCCGAAACCCACCAAGGUGUUGCAUCCCGAGUUUGAGAAAAAAGUGCAGCAAAAACACACAAUCGGCUUUACGUCGCACCGAGGCUACGAUCGCAACUCGUUUGUGUUUGGCAAAGGCCGCGCGACUGCGCUGGCCACGGUGGACCCACGUAGUGCCGAGACAACUCCUCGGCGUCGAGACUCGGUGUCGCGAUCGAUCGGAUCGGCCAAGUCGUUUGACGAAGCGGAUCCGUUGUGGCAUGUUCCUCCGAGCUACAAGUACACGGAGAUCAACAUGAGCAAGCACAGCAUGGACGGGUUCGUCUUCGACUUUUCCAAGCACAACCAGAGCUCGACGCACGUCGGAUUUGAAAACGCGCUCCCAUACGCCUACAUGAACGCGGCGCUCCAGCUCUUGUACGCCACGCCCGGCGUGCGGACUCUAGUCCUCGCGCAUCUCUGCGACGACGCCAGCUGCGUUCGAUGCGAGCUCGGGUUUCUUUUCCACAUGAUGGCGCAGACGACGUCGCUCGCGUUGCAAAAGAACCGGAGCGUUCAAAUCACAAAUUUCCUCUCGGCGCUGCAUCAAAUUCACGGCGUGGCGGCCGCGGGCCUCUUCGACAAGACGCUCUCGAUCCUCGUUCGUGUCGACAGGUUCUUUGCAUUACUGUGCCGCUACCUUGACCUUGUUUCACCGACGCUGCACCACGUGGUGCUACCGCCGCUGCCAGACGACGAUCUCACGUUCGAGUCGCUCGUGGCCAAACAUGUAUCCCCCGAUCUCCCACUUGGCGGCGAGUUCGUCGCGGUCUCUUGCGACCCCGCGUCGUGGCUUUUAAACGACGACAUCAAAGAACGCUGGGCCACACCGGGAUGGGUCCCCGUGACGCUGACGCUACCUACAGGCGAAACCUACACGCUCAUCGGGGUCAUCUCGGCCGUCGUGCGCAAUGUCGUCAAGUCGCACUUGAUAUCGGGGCCAAAUGCCCAUUUGGUCACGCAUGUUGUGGGGCCGGAUGGUCUGUGGAUGCUGCUAAAUGACUUUACCGUGUCCGAGUCGUCCGUCGACGACGCAAUCAACUUUUCGCCGCCGUGGAAAUAUCCCAGUGUGCUGCUUUACCGUCGCGAGGGCAGUCCGGUCGUUCUCGACACGACCGCACCACCCGCGCCAAUUCCAUCCACGAUAUUCGAUGCCGCUCCGUUGAAUCCGACCGUCGCGCGGCCUCGCAUGUCGACGGUCACCCUCCCGAAGAAGGGUGACCGCGUCGCGAUCGAUACGGAAUUUGUCAUUGUCGAAAUGGAGGAAGCGACGUUGCAAACGGACGGCACACGAGUUGUCAUCAAGGAAAGCCGCCAGUCGCUCGCCCGCGUGUCUGUCAUCCACGGGGAAACCGAUGCCGUCCUUGUCGACGAUUACAUUCUCCCGAACGAACCCGUUCGCGAAGACGAACCCACGAGCGAGCUUCUCACAAUGGAUCGUUUGCUAGGUUGUCGACUACUUGACGCGAUUCAGCGGGCUCACCGGCGAAGAUUUGGACCCGGCGCGAAGCCGCCAUCCCGUCGUGUCGCUCAAGACGGCGUACAUGAAGCUGCGAUACCUCGUCGACGCGGGGUGUUUGUUUGUUGGGCAUGGUCUGCAUAAAGACUUUCGCAUCGUCAACAUCUUUGUGCCGCCCAACCAGAUCAUCGACACGGUCGAGCUGUACCAGCAGCCCAACAUGCGCAAGAUUGCGCUCCGAUUCCUCUGCGCGUACCUCUUGAAGGCCGAGAUUCAGCUGGACACACACGACUCGAUCGAAGAUGCCCGCGCCGCCCUCCGCUUGCACAACAAAUACUUGGAGCUCGUCGCGACCAACGAGUUUGACAAAACCCUCGUCGAGAUCUACUCGGCCGGCCGCCAUUGCCGAUGGAAAAUCGCCGACUUGGAAUAAAGCAAACCGUACAAUCGAACGCAUCUCGUGUCGACUGUCUUUUCUUGAUGAG